AUGGCGGCGUGUCGGUUUCGGAGGAGCAUCGCUGCUCAGGUACAACUCACCCUUCAUUCUGCAGCCAGGGUGUCGGCUUUCGCCCUGCCCCGGCUUCUCGCCUUGGUUCCUGGUUCCUCCUUGCUACAGUGCUCCUGGAAAGGUUGCUGGGAUGGAAGAAUGCAGCGGUUGCAUAAGAGUCACUGCAGAGAGCAGUUAGCUAUAAGGAUAGCAGCUCGCUAACCCCCCCCCCCACACACACACUGGUGAAAGAUGGACAAGUUGGGGGGCCGGACACUGUUGGUCUCAGAAGUCGUGUGCCUUGACUUUGCCCUAACUAAUAUGGAUCAUUUGUUUUCAAUCUAGCUUUCACAUAUCCUGGAGACGCCGCCAGAAAACUUGGUUAAGUCAAUAUAUGCUGUUCCAGUGUCAAGAAAAGGGUAGAGUUAUUUCUAAUUUAUAUUCUAAUUAUUUUAAUUUCUUCAAAUCUCUUUGCCAUGGUAAGACAAGAUGAUGACUAAAAGUCAGGAUGCUGCUAAUAUUUCAGUUAGCCAUUGUUUAUAAUUUAGGAAUUUUUUUAAUAGAAUUGUUAUAAUUCUUUUAGUAUUUAAAAGAAAUCCAGUACAAAUAAACAUUGGCUAUUUUGAUAUGAAGGAUGAUAAGAGGAAUGACGAAGACGUGUUUGACUCUGUAUGGUCUCAUUUUAUCAUUUAUUUAACACUAGCACAGUAUUCUCCCUUUCAUCACAGUUGCAGCAGCCACUAUGGAGAAAUUAUCUUAACGCUUUAGAUUAAUGUAUACGUUGUAGAUGUGUGCUAAAUCUGUAAUGUAAAAGGUUUUCCAAGUUUGCUUGGAUAACAUGUGGAUGGUGGCAUACAAUGCCUAACAUCUGUACAUGUAUUUGUCUUGGAAGAUCACUCCCUGUGUUUGGUAAUUGUAUUUAAAUUAUUCAGUAAAGUGUGCAAAUAAAUAAAGGUCUUUAUGCCAGAAUGCAGUAAUAAAAUAAAAGCUUCCCCCCUUAAUUUCUUGCUUCUUUUUAUUCAUCCCCUAGGCAGGCGUGUGAUUUCCAACUCUUUGUGAGUUCUGUGCUGGAUGCUAGCUCCAGCAAUUACUCAAAGUCAGAUAUUCAGCUUGAAGCCCAGAAGCUGGCAAAGAAGGUAUGUGGAGAUCUACUUACUGUAAUGUGUUUAUUCAAUUAAAAACAGGGCAGCAUAGCCCCAGGGUGGGAAGCUUGUGAUCCUUCAAAUGUUGCUACAUAACAUCCAUCAUUCCUCACCAUACAGACUGGGGCUGAUGGGAGGUGGAGUCCAACCAUCUGGUGGGCCAAAGGUUUUCUUUAAAAAAAAAUAGCAAUUUGUAUUAAUUUCCCCACAAAAGGCUAUACAAAAUCCUGUACAAUAUAGUAUUAUCAAAACAGGAUCUAAUGACAAUGUAAGUACAUUGGUACCUUGGGUUACAUACGCUUCAGGUUACAGACUCCGCUAACCCAGAAAUAGUGCUUCAAGUUAAGAACUUUGCUUCAGGAUAAGAACAGAAAUCGUGCUCCGGUGGCGCAGCAGGAGGCCCCAUUAGCUAAAGUGGUGCUUCAGGUUAAGAACAGUUUCAGGUUAAGAACGGACCUCCAGAAUGAAUUAAGUACUUAACCCGAGGUACCACUGUAGUCCAUAUACAGCUAUAGAUCACGGUUGAACAAAAGCAGACAUAAAACAAAAAUAAAAUAAACCAUAGGUAUGUGAAUGCAUGGAACAUUCAGACUGGGACUAUUUAUAUAGCGUAGACAUAAUGGUUAAACAGGGCCAGAGGUUGUCCAUCCCUGAUAUAGCCUAAAGCAGUGGUUUUCAACCAGUGUGCCAUGGCACCCUGGGGUGCCUUGAAUGAUGGUCAGAAGUGCUGCAGGCAACACUGGCAUUCAUCCUUCUUUCCUCCCCUGCCCUCCUCUGAUGCCCUCUCACUUCUCUACCUCCCAAAGGCAUGCACGGCUGUUUGUUGCAGCAGCUCUGGCUAUAAGCUUCCCAGGCAAAUGGCGCCUCUGGGGCUGGUCAGGGGGUGCUGGUUGCCAGAAGCUGAGGUGGCCUUGGAGUAAGCGGGCGAGGGAGUCCAGUCAUCCAGUCCUUUCUGUUGGGAAUGGAGUCUGGACAGACAAGUCCCAGGUGGCUGUGGGGUAGUGUGAGGAGGCACCUCUUUGGGGCAGGGGUGGUAGCAGCAGUGGCUGCCUGGAGGACUCCCAAGGAGAGGAGAGGAGGCUGAGAGAACACAAGGGAGGGUGUUCGAAAUAGGGUGAGAGGCUGCCAGCUCUGCAGGCAAGGGGUGACAUAACAGGGCUCCUGAGCCCCACUGGGGUGCAGCAGAAAGAUAUAGUUGGUCAAGGGAGCCAUGGACUCAAAAAGGUUGGAAACCUCUGGCCUAAAGGCUGAUUCCUGUGUUCUCUUUUCCUCCUUGUGCUUCUACUGCACAUAGGGGGAGUGAGCAGGAAAAUGGUUGCUUGCCUUCACCUUUGUAGGUUGCAAAUGAUCAGGUGUUGGAUACUGCAACCCCACAACUCAUGCACCUCAGAUUAUGUCUGCCUGUUCCAUGUUAACAUCAGUGACUGUCUUCUGGACAGCACUCUACAAAGGUUUUACGAUCACCAAUUUUUAUAUAAAAUUGUAAUCUGGAAAGCAGUCACUUUACUAAUGCUCUACUCCUGAACAUUCUUGUACUGUGUGUGUUAACUGUGGGGCCCUAAGCUGUUAACUGUGUGUGUGUGUCUGUGUCUGUUACAUGUUUAAAUGUACUGUAUAGUUUAAACAACUUAUACAAAUUCUAUGUCGGGUUGGAAGUCUAAACUUUUAAUUGUAAGGCUCAUUAGCAAGUGACAUGUAAUGGGUGCUAAAAAGCACCAUCUGCUGGUAGUGUUCGCAUUGUUAAUUGUGUAAAGGACAUGCCAUUCUCAUCAUUCAGCAGCAGUGAAAGACAACAUAAAGUAGUUCUGAAAUCUCUCAAAAUAUAAUUAAGAUCUACCUGUAUGGGAUAAUACUGAUAACAAAACAGCGUCAACUGUGCCACUCAUUGAUUGUGUAAUCCACUGUUGUCAAUGUGUUUUCAUUUUAGUUAAAAUGUGAUCCAGUGGUGAGUGAAAUCAGCGCAGGUGAAGGAACAGUAAACUUCACAAUAAAUCGAGAAUUAUUAGCAAAGGUAAGACCCAAUAUAUAUAAGCAGUGAAAAUGCUAUUGGAUAUAAAUGGGGGGAAAUCUAAAUCAAGGCUUAUGGUUUCAGUGUGGAUACUACUCUAGAACAUUUAGAUUGUAAACAUAUACAUGUAUUCUUGGAAGUAAGUCCCAUUAUGAGAGCCAGUGUGGUGUAGCAGUUAGUGUUGAUCUAAGACCUGGGAGACCAGAAUUCUAAUCCCCACUCAGCCAUGAAGCUCACUAGGUAAUUUUGGGUCAAUCACUGUACCUUCAGCCUAGCCUAGCCUACUUCACAAGGUUGUUGUGAGGAUAAAAUGAGAAGGAGGAGAACUAUGUAUACCGCCUUGAGGAAAGUUGGGAUAUAAAUGUAAUUUAUUAUUAUUAUUUUCAAUGGGGCUUACUACCUAGCAUGUUGAUGGUUACAGUCUUUAUUUACAUAAAUGUUUGUUCCAAGGUAGGUAACAAAAUAAAAACAACUGAAAUACAAUAAAAUCGGAGGGGGGGGGAGUGAAGCAUACAACUUAAAACCACAACAGUCCAUUUGGUUUUCAUUUUAUUAAGCUAAAAGCUGGGGAAACAGAAAUUUAGUUAAUGUUGAUUUGAACGAGGUGUUUAAUGCUGAAGCACUGAAAUAUGCUGCAAAACAAACUGCCUUUCCCAGUUCACCAAGGGAGGAUACAGGAAACUGAACCGGAAGGCAGAAUCCGAGGUAAGCUCUGGCUGCUGCCAAUCUUCCAAGCCCACCACAGAUAUUUGAUAACAUUGUGUGGUGUCACAGAUGCUUGGAGAUUCAAAGCUGCUGGAGCUCUGGCCUCUUAAAAUGAGCAGGCUUGAUUUCAAAGCAGAGCGUGAGCAUAGAUAGGGGUGUGGUAGAAUUCUGAGAAUCAGCAGUUCUCUGGGUAGCAGAUCACACACUUGGUGAAACACUUCUCAAGUGAGAACCAACCGCUCCUUUUAUCGUGCAAUCCUGUAUGUGUCUGCUUGAAAGGAAGGCCCAUCGAGUUCCAAGGUAAGCGUGUGAUCUUAACUUGGCUACUUCCCAGCAGAGCUUUACAGAACAGCAGGGUCUCAGCCACACGCACAGCCCUGUUGAGACUGCUGGCCAGGGGCAGGACGACACUUUCCCAGCCUGGGGUUGGUCCAGCAAUUGGGCCUGGAUCCCAUUUUCAGACAAGUAUUGUCUUCCAAAGCACCUCACAUCAAUCCUACUAAAUUGAUGCAAACCUCGGGCUUACAAGCCAAGAAGACAGGAUACAUGAGGGGAGACAAAUGGCAGGAAAAGGAGAGUUUGACAAUACUAGUGUCAAGUGGUGAGUUGAAGUUCUGAAGUUAGCUGCUGUUGAGGUUAGACCUGUGAGUGGGAGAUGUGUGCUUGAUGGUUUAUAGUUUUAACAUGCUUGGGACUUCCGGGUUAGCGCCAUCGCCGAAUGGCGGACUCCCUCCGAGCUCCGGAGGGAGUCUGCUCGGCAGGGGCUGGGUCCUACCGCGCCGGCGACGCGGGGACCCUUAAAAUCCACGGGCACGGAGUCCGUGGACAUGGGUGACUCGGCUUGCACCAUUAGCGCCCUCCCGACUUGUGAAGGAGCCUUUUUAAAGGCUUCGGAUCGGGUGCCGGGGAGUGGCGUGGUGCUUUGAGUCCACUGCUUUCCCUGCCGAGCGCAGCCGCAUGCCAUUCGACGGAGAGCGCUGACUUCUUCUAUUGAAAAUUUGGACUAUUAACAACAACCCGUGAGUAAAUUGGGAAACCGGGUUCAAAAUUUUGGAUUUGGCAUGAGCGGGGGCGAUUUAAAAAGGAAGUCAAUCCCCCCCCCUAUUGUAAGCAUUCCAAAACAAGGACUGGGUAACCAAGGUCCAAAGGGAAGUAUGUUUCUGAUAAAAAUCAUUAAUUUCACGAUGGGAAAUUAUAAGAAAUGUGCUGGAGGAGAAGAGUGGAGGGCGAGAAGAAAAAUGCAACCCCCCCCCUGGGAACCGGGGCGAUUCGUGGAGCCUGGUGAAGAGAGACGGAGACUUUGACAGCUGUCAAAGUGGCUGUCAAAGCUGGAGAAUAUAAAGAGGACUUUGUUAUGAGGACCUUGCUGGUUAAUUUUGUUAUAAUUUGCUAUAAUAUGGAUACAAACUGUUGGAAAAUAAGCAACAAUUUGACUUUUGGAUUAGAGGAUACAAAGUUAUUACAAUCCCCCUAGAGGGGUUUCGGGAUAUUACAAGAACGGUCGUAAGUGGAAAAAUACCCUGGGAUUCGCACAGGAUUUGUUAUCUUCUGGGAAAGCUGCAAAACUGAAAGAGUAUUUUGUCUACAGAGGAAGACAAUGGAAUUUUUUAUUGAAGAAAGAAAGGGACUGGACGUAAGUUUUUGUUCCUGAAUAACAAACCUCUGCAGAGACACUAGAUUUCUGAAUUAGAAAGUUUUAGCAGCUGAACAGGACAAGAAACCUGAGAAAGUGAGGAAUAAGAAGAAUAAAGGACUGAUUACGACACGGAAAGAACAACGGGAGGAGUGGUAAAGAUCAAGGAAAUUAAAGGCUUUUGUUAGAUUGGACAUUUGAAGUCAAAUAUUAUUUAAAUUAAUAAACUAAAAGAAAACCGGCAAGAUGGAACUGGGGAGAAAUCUGGUCAUGAAAUGAGACUUCCAAGCUGAUAAUGUAUAGACUGAUGGACAUGGGGAAUUCAAACCGGCGAAGGGGGGGGGGAGAGUUGAACGCCAAAGGCGGUGUAACCAUUUUUGAAUUUUUCUAUAUCUCUUAUUUUCUAUUUCUUUACAUAACUUACGCAUGUUAUUUUACUUUGAUCGGACGUGUUUAAAAAAAAAGGGAAUUUGUGGAAGGAACUGGGGUGGAUCUUGGGGAAAAUCUUUUUUCUUUUUCUGUUAAUGAUGUGGGACGGCGGUAAGAUUUGUACAAUUCAAUCUGGAUAGUGGGUUAAACAAUUUAAGCUUUAAAUUGGGAGUGAGAGCUUGUAGAACCAAAUUAAAGAAAGGGGAAUACAAUUGGGGGGGGGGGUGGGGGGCGUCCCAGAAAGUAGGGACUGAAAGUAAGAUUUUUAAAUAUUUUCUUUCUUUUGUCUUUUUUCUUUGUAUUUUUAUAUUUCUGGAAACUUUAAUAAAUAUGAUUUAAAAAAAAAAAAAUAUAGUUUUAACAUGCUUGAAGUUUACUUUCAGGUGGAACUGAUUGCUUUUUUGUGAAAGAGAUAUCAACCUGUUUCUGAAAUUCUUCAUUAUUGAUGAAUGCCUUUCUUUGUAUACAUAUUUUGCCUUCCAAGACAGUGUUGCAGCAAGUGUUUGAGGAUGGCUCCAAGUAUGGGAUAAAGAGUGAACUUUUCUCAGGAUUGCCAAAAAGAAAAAUUCUGAUUGAGUUUAGGUGAGUUCAUAGGCACAAUCAUGCACAUGUUUACUCAAUGCAGAUUACAGCUUCAGUUAUUUUGAAGCAUAUUUCUAAAAUACCUUGGGAGUCUGCAGUCUGGUUACACAAAUAUAUUUGGCUUAUGAAUCAACAUAGAUUCACUGGACUGAGUGGUUUUGUUUGCUUCUUUCGUUUCCAUGCACUAUGAUGCUUGACUCAGUGUUUUUAGUCAUCUUCUUGAUCCUUUCUCCAAAGUGACUGCUCUGGUUUGUGUCCCACUGUGGCCUGGGAAAUAUCUAGCUUGAUCUAUGUAGACUGGUAGUUUGGUGGUCUUACCGCAUCAAAGAUGACAGCGGAAAGUUUAAAUUCUAUUAAGGGAUUGUGUGCUUCCGUGCUUACAGGUUUUCAAACAUAUUAAAUACUCUCCUGUAGCAUGCCUGCUACAUCCUCCCUUCCUCUCAACUCAGCUAUGACACUAACAUUUUCCCAUUUAGUAAAAUAUAUGAAUGAAUACGCGCAUGAAGAGUAUAUGAAUGAGCUAUGGAUUAGCAUAUAAAUCUCUGAAGGUAAUGGGUUAUAGCCAUUGCAGUGCUAUCAGUUUUCUACUUGCACAGUGAGAAUUCUUCCUCUCCUCCCUUUGUGUGUCUCUAAAAUAUGCUCUUGCGGGUCCCCCAACUCUCUGGAGCACAUUUUGAGGCUGUGUGGUGAGCAGCAGGGUGGCAGGAGAGGAAGGGGAAGUUCUGUCGUGCGCAUAGAAGUCUUGUUGUACAAAGGGAACUGCUAAAGUACAUUUAGUUCUCGAGUAACAAAAAAGCUGCCAGUGCAUUUUGGAAUGGGGUUUUCUCCCAGGAUCCUACUCCGUGGCUUUGCUUUUAAUUUAAUAGGUUAUUUUUGGGGAUUACCAUGCCAGUUGUAUUUUCAUUUUCAUUUUUCAUUGUGUGGGGUAAACAUAGAAACCGUUUUGUUUGGGAGAUGGUGCUGUGAGGACUCAGCAUGUGUGUCUGCACGUAUGCCUUUUACGGACAAGGGGGAAAAGAAGCUUCAAAUGGUAACUGUUGUUGUUUCUUGCAGUUCACCCAACAUUGCAAAGAAGUUUCAUGUGGGUCAUUUGCGCUCUACAAUAAUAGGUAAGAUAGUUGAUGCUCUGUGUUCUAUGCUCAUAUGACCGGCCUGCUUGCCGUGGGUGUUUCCACCCCCCCCCCCCAACUUGUGGUGUCACAGUAUGGAUGGUUUGCCUUUGGCACCAUAAUAGGCUCCCAACUGCUCUGGCUUAUAUGACUUGGGUGUUAAUUUUGUUUAAACCUAUCUUCGGGGUGGGUGGGUGUGUAUAAUUGUAAGCACUUCUUAGCUCUUGUAAUGGUCUGCUUAUGAAUUGCCUUGAGACAAGUAAUAGGCAAUCAAUUAAUUAAUAAUCCUGAUGUUGCACUAUGUGGUUCUCUCCCUUUGUAAUGUAGGCGUUCAUAAGGAAUUUGAGUCUCUGCAAUAGCAAAAUCAAAGGUCAGCCGUAGGAAAAGUCAGUCAAGGCAAAAUUGAGACAGGCACUUAACGAAACAAGUUAAGACAUUUAUCCUAAAAAACUUGUGACAUAGAUCAGAGAGAAUUUCUGUAUCAUCAUGUGGGGAAUAAGCUGAGUUAGAAUAACUUUUCCCAGCUUUGGGUUCCCGUACGCAGCACAGAAGGGAGGGGACAAAUUCACAGAGGAUGCAGUAACAGGUGGGUCACAACUUUGAGAUACGGAUACAUGACCUCCUUUUGAGUGCAGCUCGGGAAGAAUUGCAACUCCGGAUGGAGUCCAGAGAGAUCACACUGAGAUUGCAUGUUUAAUGAGAAACAGUUGCUGCACAAGGAUGGCAUGCUUGAGAUUCUCUUUCAACUGUUAUGCUCAUUGCCUUCCAAGUUGCAUUGCCUCCUUGUGCCUUUUUUACCUAUUUGUAACAUGGGAGUAAUAACAUUUACACAGAUUAGAGGCGUCAACUUACUGUGUUUCUGGGAUAAAUGGAACAAAAUGCAAACAAGGAGGCUCUUUAACAUUGAAUUAAAUGUGUAGAAUAAAUAGUGUUUCUGGGAAAGCACAUUCAGACUACAGUGGUACCUCGGGUUAAGUACUUAAUUCGUUCCGGAGGUCUGUUCUUAACCUGAAACUGUUCUUAACCUGAAGCACCACUUUAGCUAAUGGGGCCUCCUGCUGCUGCUGCGCUGCCAGAGCACGAUUUCUGUUCUCAUCCUGAAGCAAAGUUCUUAACCUGAAGCACUAUUUCUGGGUUAGCGGAGUCUGUAACCUGAAGCGUCUGCAACCUGAAGCGUAUGUAACCCAAGGUACCACUGUAUUUAGAGAUCCAGCAGGAAACUGUCCUUAUAGAGUCAUUAUUUUUGUUGGCUGUCACGGAGAAAAGCAGAGUGUGGGUUACAUAUAAUUGAGUGUUUGGGGAUAAAGUGUGCUGCUGGGAUCAAUAAUUGUCACGUUCUGUUUUCAGGAAAUUUCAUAGCAAAUAUCAAAGAAGCAACGGGACAUCAUGUUACAAGAGUAAAUUACCUUGGAGAUUGGGGCAUGCAGUUUGGUAAGUAAUUCCCCCCCCCCUUUUCUCAUUCAGGAUAUGUAUAGUGCAGGGGUGGGGAACACUUUUCAGUCCAUGUGUUGCAUUCCCUUGUGGGAAACGUUUGUGGGAGUGGGCAGGCGCAUGCCAGUCUUGGUGGGAGCCAGAGGCAAAAGUCAGUGGAGCCAUGAGCGUGGCACUUCACUUCACACAAUAGACUGUAUUCCAGCCAUGCAAAAAUUCAGGGGAUUUUACAUUCACAAACCUCCAACCUCUAGUCAGGCAGGAAAAAGGCACUGGAACAGUCCAGGGACAUGUUCCAUCUUGGCAAACGCAAAACAAAACAAAAAAAAACCUGAAAGGAGGUUUUAGAGCAGGAACAGUGAGGGAUGUGGCAUUGGGAGAGAGCUCUAGGAGCCUGAAGGAGAGUCCUGGAAGGUUAUACAUCCGUACCUUGGGUUUUGAACAGCUUAAUUCUUGAACAUUUUGGCUCCCGAACGCCGCAAACCCAGAAGUGAGUGUUCUGGUUUGCGAACUAUUUUUGGAAGCCAAAUGUCCGGUGGGGCUUCCACUUGGCUGCAGCCAAUCAGAAGCCGCGCUUUGGUUUCCAAACACUUUGGAGAGCCAGUGUGGUGUAGUGGUUAAGAGCGGUAGACUUGUAAUCUGGGGAACUGGGUUCGUUUCUCCACUCCUCCACAUGCAGCUGCUGGGUGACCUUGGGCCAGUCACACUUCUUUGAAGUCUCUCAGCCCCACUCACCUCACAGAGUGUUUGUUGUGGGGGAGGAAGGGAAAGGAGAAUGUUAGCCGCUUUGAGACUCCUUCGGGUAGUGAUAAAGCGGGAUAUCAAAUCCAAACUCUUCUUCUUCUUCUUCUUCUUCUUGGAAGUCGAAUGAACUUCCGGAAGAGAUUGCGUUCGACUUCCAAGGUACGACUGUAUUCGAACUCUAAUCCUGAGGAUCUCUGCUAUAGUACAGAGGUAGCUGGUGAGGAGGAGCGCUGUGACCUGGCCUCCCACCAGCAGUGUGACAUAGGGACUUAUUGUGAGGUGCAACACAGGUGUUGGCUACCACUAUGCUCUUGGCUAUUCUACCCUUGAUAUUUGCUUAACAGGUUGGUAAGAUUCUAUUGCAGAAAAGUAGUCAAAAAAUACUGUGUCAUUAAUUUGCAGUUCAUGCAGUUAUUUUGUUAACAAAUACUGUAUUGGCUACAAUAACACAGGUUUGUUGGGAGCUGGCUUCCAGCAGUUUGGCUCUGAAGAAAAACUAAAAUCUAAUCCUUUGCAGCAUCUUUUUGAGGUACGUUAAUCCACAGUUAAAUAGUCUGAAAGAGCUUGAAUCUGAAAGAGUGAGGUUAAUCAGAGUGCAUGCUCCAAAAUGAAGAUGAAAUGUGGUUUUUAAAUUGUGCAUGUGUGUGUUUGCUUGUUGUACACUGCUUAUUUUUAAGCGAAAUUGCAGUAUAUAAGUUUUUUUUUAUAAAAAAGUAAUUGAGCUUUAAAAUACUGUUUAUUUUCACAUUACAUUUGUUUAAUUUUAUACCACCAUUCCUCUGGAGGCAUAUAUAACUAGGGUUUCUGGAAAGAUGGAAUGACUAUUAACAAAUCUCUAGUACAAACAUGCCCUCUUUUAACUGAGCACCUGUGUGGAAUGAAUGCUAUAAGCAUCUGAUAGCUUUUUAAUUGUGGUACUGUUUAUUUGACAGUGUUUUAGAUAACCUUGUUGGACAAUUCAGACUCUGUUUUAUCUUGAAGCUUCCUUUAUACUGACUUGAACCAUUCAUUCCUUUAGCAUGGCAAUUCUCCAAGGUCUCAUGCCAGAUAUAUUUCCCUGCUUCCUGAGAUCAUUGGCACCGAGUCAUGAUCACCAGGGAUUGAACUUGGGACCAUCUCAGUACAAAGCUGUGCUUCACCACUGCCUUAGGUCCCUUUCCUAGUUGGAGAGAGUUCUCCGAGUUAAUACUGACCCAUAUUUUUCACGCAUUUCCUUUAGGUUUAUGUACAGGCCAAUAAAGCAUCAGAAGAGGAGGAAAACAUUAAAAAACUGGCGCAAGAUUUCUUUAGAAAAUUGGAGGCACGUGAAGAACAAGCCGUGUCAUUGUGGCAACAUUUUAGAGACAUUAGCAUUGACGACUAUGCCCGGAUGUACAAGGUGCUAACUCGGGUCCAUAUUUUCAGUAUUUAUAUAUCACUAACAGCCUCACAUCUGGCAUUGCUUGGGAAUUCUAAGAAGCACACAAAAUCAGUAUGGUUCAGUUCACCACCUUGAUUCAGAAUGACACACAUACAGAAAUGAAGGUCGUCUUUGUCUCAUGGUAACACUGUUUUCCUUUCGUCCUGGUGGGGCCAUUCAGCGCCUGGGAGUGUGCUUUGAUGAAUAUUCUGGAGAAUCGUUCUACCAGGAGAAAAGCCAAGAAGUCUUAAAGAUGCUGGACGCGAAAGGACUUCUUAAGAAAACUCAGUACGAACAGGUUCUUCUGUUUACAGCUUUUGAACCAUCUGCCAUCCUCACCUCUCCUGCUUAUCUGAACUUUGGGUUUUGGGGGAAGAACAACUAAUGUAAAUUUUACCUUUGUACAGUAGGCUAAUUUCUACACCCAUUCACACACCCCUCUGUGUCCUCCAUCCAGACAAGCAAAAGGUGUUAUCAUGGUUGAAGUGCACAUUCUAGCCAGGCACAAGCAGUUAGCAAAACAGGGCCAGAGAGGGAUGUGGCCUGGGGAGAGUUUUGAGGGCCAGAUGGAGAGGUGUAGAGGGCUGCAUUUGGCCCCUGGCCUCAGUUUCCCUACCCAUGCUUUGUGCGGGGAAGGGCCAUGUAUUGAAGUGAUACUGAUAUUCAUAACAAAGUGAAAAGUUUGCUCUAGGUUGUUUGGGUUGGCAGGCUGCAGGCAGGUGAGAAUGGGAAGGGUGAAGGUAAUGUAAACGUGAUGGAUUCAUUAUUAUUUUUAUUUACUUUAUCCGUCACUUAUCAAAAAUGCAGCUUCUAAAAACAAUUUAAAACCAGAGAUGAUUUUUUUUAAAAAAACCAACAAUACAAAAGGCAUAAAAUGCUCAUCUAACAAUGAAUUAAUGAGAACAAAGUCCUAAAGAUCAGCACCACCAUAGAGGGCAGUAUUAAUUAAUUGAAGUCCUGAGUAAACAGAAAAAUCUCAUCCUGGUGCCUAAAAACUGACAGAGUGCGCCAAGCAUAUCUCCCUGGGAAUAGCAUUCCAUAGAAAAGGCCCAUUCUCAUUUGACCACCCUCCAUACUUCUCUUGUGUGGGGUGUACAGGAUCUGGCCUGGUUCGUAGAGAGAGAAGCAUAGACAUUUGCCAUAUAGGUGAUCAGUGAGGUGUGAGAGUGAGCUGGAGGGUACAGUAAAGUUGCUGAGGAAAGGGAGUAAUCACCUUUUUGUGAAAAGUCCCUCUUGCCCUAAUCAUCCUUGUUUGAAAACAACCUUAAUUCUGGAUAGUGAGGGGAGAAUUACUGAGAAAUAAGUGUGAUUGUAGAAUUGUGAUCACAAGCUGCAGUCCUAACCCAUGCACCUAGGAGUAAGCCUUGUUGAAUUAAAGAGGACUUAUUUUUGAGUACACUAUGGUUAGAAGUGUGCUGUGAGAUUAUGACUAUUCAUCUGUGUAUCGCAUAUGGUUGCUUCAUUGUUUUCUGUUUCUCCAUUUUUCUAGAGAAGGAACAGGAGUAGUUUACCUAUCGGAAAAGGAGGACCGUUCUGCUGUGAUGCGGAGUGAUGGAACCUCGCUCUACCUAACGAGGCAAGUGUUAUUCUUUUUGCCUGAUUGUUUAGCAGUAACUUUAAUACAAUAAAAACAAAAACAUAAAAUAAUUUGGCAAAAAACCACACCCAGAACUGUCACCCACACUAAAAACUCUGUGAAAUAAAAAAAUUAAGGAGUUCUAUAGCCUAGGUGCUGCCAUAGAAAUGGCCCAGCAUUCUGAUGCUAUUACAGAGCAAUCCUAUACGUAUCCACUCCAAAGUAAGACCUGUUGAGUUAAAUGGGACUCCAGCCUACCUGGUGAGAUGCUUCUCAGUAUAGAGUUGCAGCCAGCCUUAUCCUCUGUUAGACGGACAUGACAAAAUAUUGACCAGUGGCAAAUCAUAAUCGCAAAAGGAUUAACAAUGAGUAAGUUAAAGUUUGUUUAAUUUUGGAAAGUUUCGUUUGGUCUUAUAGUCAUACCUUGGUUUUCAAACAGCUUAGUUCUCGAACAUUGUGGCUCCCAAAUGCCGCAAACCCAGAAGUGAGUGUUCCCGUUUGCGAACUAUUUUUGGAAGCUGAACAUCUGACGGGGCUUCUGCGGCUUCCAGAAGCCAAUCAGAAGCCGCCCUUUGGUUUCCGAAAGUUUUGGAAGUCAAAUGGACUUCCGGAAUGGAUUCCGUUUGAUUACCGAGGUACGACUGUAUUUGUGUUUCUUUUCCAGAGAUCUUGCUGCUGCUAUAGACAGAGUGGAAAAAUGGAAUCCUGACACUAUGAUAUAUGUGGUAAGUCUGGCUGUCCUGCAGACUGAUGGGUGUACAGCAGGGCUGGCUAGCUCCCCAGCCCGUCAAACACAUAAUUCUGAUUCGGCCCUCAAACCCCACUGACUUUGGCAGCAGCAAAAGGAAAGAUAAAAUGAAAGUAGAUAUAGUGCUGGGGUGAGAUUGGCUUGCGGGGCAGGGAUGGAAGCUUCUGCUGGAUCAGAGCUUUCCAUCAAUGGAGGGACGCCAUUGGCUAUAGCCCAGAAUCUCUGGCACAACCUGUGGCCUGAACAACUAAAAAGGUGACAAGCUUUCAAAGUUGUGAGGGUGGAGUUUUUCUGACACUUUUUUGGAGAUGGGUGGUGGUCUCAAGACUGGAUCUUUCCGUCGAGUUUGAUCUUGCAUACCUGACUGUUUUCCCAAAGGUUAUGUUAGAAGAUCAUGUUCUCAGAUACACAAGUUUCAUCCUCACUUCAUCUCCAUUAUUUGUCCCACUGUGGAUAUGAACAUUUCCACUUGUGUGUCUGUUUGAAUGUACAUUUAAUGAUUCCUUCUUUUUCCCCCUUCUCCAAGACAGAUAAAAGCCAGAUCCCUCAUUUUCAACAGGUCUUCCAGAUACUAAAAUUAAUGGGUUACCAAUGGGCAGAAAGGUAAAUGUGUACUUUCCUAUCUAUAUCUAUAGCAGGGUUGCCAUACGUCCUAUAUGCAACCCCCUUAAGCAGCGUCCAGGGAGAAAUUGCUGAAAUGCCCAGGGAAAUCUGGACAUAUGGUAGUCCAUGUCGCUAAUAAAAGCUCAACAACUUUUCUAUCCAGAUUUUCGAUUUUUGAAAUACAUGGCAACCCUUAUACUGUAUAUCUAUGCUUUCAUGGCAUACUAAGGCUUUGAAGGUGCCCUAUUGGAGGAAUUCAGUGUUGAGUUCUUCUGAUUGUUCAGUCAGUGCAAGCAAUUUAUGUUUGCCAGAAAGAAUGAUCUCCCUUCUCCUCCGCCUCAUGUUUGUACAUGUGCCCGGAUAUUAAGAACUACAAAGUAAUUUCUUUCUGGGCACAGUUGUGAAUCCCCAAAUGCGCUGACAUUAUUUCUGUUCAGAAGGAAUAACAUUUUUACCUUGGAAAAUGGCACUUUCCCCCCCUUUAAGGUGAUAAAAUAAAACAACUGAAGUUUCUGGUCCCCUGUCCUCCUGCAGGUGCCAGCAUGUGCCCUUUGGAAGAGUUCAAGGAAUGAGGACUCGGAGAGGAGAAGUGGUUUUCCUUGACGAUGUUUUGGAUGAAGCUCGCUCCAUGGUGAUAGAACAAAGUGCUUCUGCAAAAAGUUAGCCACCAGUCUCUCUUAUUAACGUAAUGCUUGUGCAAAUGGAAAUGCCUGCCUGGCCUUAGCAUUUUUGUUGUGUCCUCCAAGUCCAACAAAUGGUGCUUACCAUUAGCUACAAUUAGUUUCAAACAAGACAACUUCAAACCUUGGUUUCUAAGCUGACUUGUUAAAAUUCCCUAUAGGCAUUGACCAAUGUGCCAGUUCAGAUGGCACAGUGACCUGCGGUUAACCAAAAACAGAUGUGAAAACUUGUGAACUCCUUCUGCUACUUAAGCAGCAGGAGCAUAAGGGAGUUUGCAAGGAAUCUGCAAGCCCAGGAGAACGCUCAUAUAUGCUUCGCCAAUCCACAGUUUAGUGUGACAUUGAAAUGCAGCCAUUGGCACUCUCCCCACCUCACCUUUUGUUAUCUACUUAGCAACCAAAGAACUGGACAACCCUCUUGAGACAGCUGAGAGGAUUGGGCUCGCAGCGUUUAUCAUUCAGGUCUGUUGAUGCUGUCAUCCUUUCAUGAGAAAAUGUAAAGUGAUGCUGUCAGGGUUUACAAGAUGCUUGAAUAACUUACCAUUUCAGGACUUCAGGGGCCUCCUAGUAUCUGAUUAUCAGUUCAACUGGGAUCGUAUUCUCCAGAGCCGAGGUGAUACUGGUGUCUUCCUGCAGUACACACACGCCAGACUGCACAGGUAAGAGGUGCAGUUGAAAAUGGCCAGAGUCUGGGUCAGGGUCUGUUGUUCCAAGAAAACCUCAGGGGGCCAACCCAAAGCCUUGACCACAACUAAAACAACUCUUUAGAUCCCAGCCACUGUUUCUUAAUCUUGGGAUUUAGGAUUCCCAAUUUCCUCAAGUGCUUUUUGUUCGGUUUUAGCAAAACUGUUCCAUUGAAUGCAAUGAAAAUAUUCAUGAAAAGGCAAUGUGGCUCUUUUCCAUUCAGUAAAAUUGUGUAGACGUUUUAGAUGUUUAAUAUUUCUGUUGUCUUUUUCUCCACCCAGUUUAGAAGAGAUGUGUGGAGCAGUCAAUCAGGCGUCUCGCAUAAACGCUGCAUGCCUACAAGAUCCACAGGCUAUUUCGCUAAUUCAGCACCUUCUCAGGUAUUCAGAAUAUAGGUUGCAAACUUCUGCUUGCUUGUUCACUUAGUUGCUUGCUUAAUUGAGAGCUGAAGUCCCAUUAGAGACAAUGGCUCCAUUGUUUUAUUAAACCAAAGCUUAUUGUUAUGUGUGAACCCUGCCCAGCAUCUUAACUAUGAUUUCUUUACUGCCAUAAUCGGAAGUAAUUAUUGUUGGCAUAUAAACUUUAGUUUAAUUAAGGCCUUCUGUUUUGUGUAAACCCAACAGCUGGAAAACAAAACAUACUUUUUUCUGUGAGAAACAAGACAUGGUUUCCUUGAUGACUUAUGAUUAACUUGUGAUUUGCCAUGACUGCAAACUAAGUUUUGGAGAUAUUUUUAAAUUUUAUAUAACCUCAGGCAUUUUUGACUGGAGAGGCAAUUCAUAAAUAACAUCAAAAAGAGGCAAAUUGGCCUCAGAGAGACACCGCUCUCCAACUCAGGGGGAUAUAGCUUGGUGGCCAGUAUAGGAAGGUGAUAGAAGGACCUAUACUAUACUAUACUAUACUAUACUAUACUAUACUAUACUAUACUAUACUAUACUAUACUAUACUAGACAGUGGUACCUUGGGUUAAGUACUUAAUUCAUUCCGGAGGUCAGUUCUUAACCUGAAACUGUUCUUAACCUGAAGCACCACUGUAGCUAAUGGGGCCUCCUGGUGCCACCGGAGCCCGAUUUCUGUCCUUAUCCUGAAGCAAAGUUCUUAACCUGAAGCACUAUUUCUGGGUUAGUGGAGUGUGUAACCUGAAGCAUAUGUAAUCUGAAGCGUAUGUAACCCAAGGUACUAAAACUAUACUAUACUAUACUAUACUAUACUAUACUAUACUAUACUAUACUAUCCUUACUAUACUGCUCAGACUGUGCAUCAUGUCUAUUAGAUUGUGAGACUCCAGGCACAGGCUACCUCAUCCUUUAAUAUACCUACAUUGCUUAGAAAAUCACAUGUGUUCCAUUAGUGUUAAAUGAGAAUAAGUAUGGGAAUAUAGAUGUGACCUGGGUGUACCCUAGCUAUGAUCAGAUUCUGAAGUAUGUGUCAGCUAUUCAAUUUAUUUCUCUUCAGGUAUGAUGAGAUUCUUUACAAGUCUUCUCAAGAUCUCCAGCCCAAGCAUAUUGUUGCCUAUCUCCUUAAACUAAGGUAGGUGAGUGGGUGAGAGAAACGUCUUACCCUUUGACAAGAAUUCAGCCUACUUAAAAAAAUUAAAAAAUCAAGCUUGAUAAGGAGUAGUUUGAUAUAAUUAGAUUCACAGACCCUCAUUCUAAACUUGAGGAAGUUUAGGCUUUAUUUAGAGCCAAAUCUAUACCUAGAACCUAAACUUGUGGUUCACUGAAGAAUGAACUUCUUUAGAUUGAACAUUUGAGCAUUGUUUCACAUGUUAAUACUGCAUUUCCAUUAAUAAUAAUAAUAAGCCUCAGAAGAGAAUGCAUUCUGUGAAUCAGGCUUGAAAACUUUGAAAUGUGCCUUCUGUCAAGUGUUAUUUCAUUUCCCACCCUUAAUGAGCCACCCCUUUCUUUCUGGCACACUGUCCAGGAAACCCUGUGCAAAUUCAUAGAACUUGAAUCUGCCUCAACUAGAAAAACCAGUUACUUUUAAUGGUCUGUUAAGUCCAUCAUCUGAGUCUGAUAAAGACAUUUUGCCCCAAGGCACCUCAUGAGCUGAUUUCAGUCCAGUGACUGAGGCCAACAGUGCAUAGUGUCAAUAGAACUGAAAUGUACAUGACAUUUAAAGCUUAUUUGCUUUUAUGGGGGUGAGGGGAAGACUCUGCAGAAGCAUCUUCAAUAUAUUGCACAAGUAUUAGCAGGCUCUUCAUGUACAACUUCUGUAGGAGGGCUAGAGCUAUGCAUUAGUCACUGUUUCGUGCCAUUGUAUCAGUAAUAACUUUAACUGUGGGAUCUGCAAACAAAUGUGUGGUGGUGUCCUUCCAUUUCCCAGAAUGCACGGUCUGGUUUUCCUAUUCACUCCUGCAAAAGUAUCUUAUGGCAUGUUCAGUCAAUGGUGGCUGUGUUGAGGUGCUCCCACCCCGGUUUUGUGCCCCCUAAAGUUGUGGGUUUGUUUUUGUUUUUACUUCAGCAAAGGUUUCCCUCCUAUAAAAACAAGGGCAAAGAUUUUUCCAAGCCUGCUGAUUAUUCCUUGUGGAUUCAGAGAUCCACAAGUAUAAUUUUAAAAAUUUUUAAAAAAGGUAUUUGUGGUAUUAUUUGAGUGCAUUCCUGUGCAAGUGUGGCAAGGCAAUAGUUCUUCCAGUGAAGGAUUGCAGUGCCUUGGGGAUGGCGUUAAAUCAGGGCUGAGGAACCUGUGGCCUUCCAGAUGUUUCUGGACUCCCAACAUCUCUGGCCAUUAGCCACGCUGCCUGGAACUUAUGUGAGUUUAGGAGUCAGGCAACCUCUGGGAAGCCACAGGUUCUUCCUUCUCCCUCCGUAUUACAGUAUGAGAAACAUAGUGAGUAAAUUAUCAAAUUCCAGUGGGCUAUAAAAAGGUAUUGAGGAAAACCUUGUCAAACAGAAGAAACUCUUCCGGUUUGGGAGGAGUCGCUUCUCACGUAAUGCUCAUCUUAAUAGAUCAGAAAAUGACUGUUCUAUUGGCAGAAGGAUCCAAACUGUGGUGGUUUCUCUGUUGGUAACCCUUGUGUUAUAGAACUCAAGCUGCUCUUAAGUAAAUUUCAUUGGUAACAAAGCUCAAUGGCAAGGUAAAUAGGGGUGAUCGGAAGUAGCCUUUCACAUCAUCAAGUUGGAUCACACACUUGAUAAGGCCUAUUGUGAUGGAGCAGGGAGUGCCCAACCUUCCGAGCAACUCUGUUGCUUUCAUUUUCCCAUUCAUUAAUUAAACGCUCAUCCUUUCCCCCACCCACAACCCCUUUUAUUUUCAGAGAAACAGAAACCAACCUGACUGGGGAAAUGCCCAGAGCUCGAAUAGACAGGUCUAGCUUUUAAAACAGAGUUGAUUAUUUUCACAGUGGACUCCAACCACUGUGAUUUGAGGGAGGGAUGUUGAACUAAAUACCUGGGUCGUGUUUUUUCUGAGUUUGGGCUACGAGAGCACCAUGCAAGUGCUAGAGUUAGGCAAAUUGGGGUGGGUUGCAAAAGUCAGAUCACCUGGCAGAAUAGCCCCUGGAUCUGUUUGUUUGAACUCUGACAAGUUUCUUACCCAGGGGCACCUUCCUCAUGUACCCAGUUUUCAAACUAAUUGCUUCCUCCGCAAAAAGAAAGAAAGAAGGGAUUGUGAUGUUUAUUUUUCCACUCCAAAAUGGUUACUUCCACCUUUACAGGAGAACUGCUUUAUCUCUCUUUUGGAAAUUUGGCAGGCUUCAUCCCUCUCAAGUAGGAACAAAUAGGUUUGAAAUUUGCAUCCAAUUCUGGCAGAGAAUGAAAACGUUUCAAACUUUUUAAAAAAAAGUAACAUCAAAGGUUCCCUGCAGGGAAAUCCAUUAAUUUCCAUGAUGCCUGAUCCAUUUGGUAGGUUUCAUCCAUUCUGAGGGGUCAUUUGCUUGCAAAUAUCAUUCAGUUAUAUGUGAGGAGUAAAUAAAGUUAUAGCAGUUUAUAGAUUUCCCCAUUAUAGUGAAUGGGGAGAUGGAUAAAAUAGAGUUUCAUACCCAACGGAUCAGAUUUGGGCCCCCAAAAUGGAAUUGAAUUAGAACAACACACAGCUGAUCCAAAACAGAUUGGGUUGCUUAAAAAAACUAGAUACAAUGCAAUUCUUGGGUUCACUGCACAUCCCUAACAAAUGCGACUGAAUUUAGAUGCGUACUGAGGGUUGCAGCUUUUAAAAAGUUUGUUUCAUAUCACUGUUUCUGUUUCAGUCACUUAGCAGCUGUGGCUCACAAAAUGCUACCUGUGAAAGGCAGUGUUCCGGAACUAGCAGAGGUAAAAUAAAAUAGAUACUAUUUGAAUAGAAUGUUUUACUCCUGAGAUGUGUAACAUGCAAAGAAGUCUGUUCUGGCAGUCUGUUGAAGGGUGGGGUAUAUAUCAAAUAGGUACAUACUUUUUUUGGUUUAGCUUAAAAUGUAUUCUUGCCCCAUACUAAUAAUUGUGGGGGUGAGGAGAUACAUUGCUUAAAUAAGCCAUUUCCUGCAAUUGCCAAGGGUCGCUUUAGGCCUUCUCCUUAGCGUGGAGAAUCUUUCCCAUUCUGGUUAGACUUCAGCUUUCUCAGGCUUUUUGUAGCCAGAGAGAAUAAAUCUACCCACUUCCCUCCUUAUAGUGCCACUCAAAAUACUACCAAUACUGUAGAUAUGUGAACUGUUCUAAACAGAGGCAGAGUGAAAAGCGGUUUGGUGUGGUUUUGUGUUUUCUUUUGAGAUAAUGAUAUAAAUGGGGUUAGUGAGUUAAUAAACUCUACCAAUCCUUGUUGGAAAACGUUAUUUUCUGCUUGUCUUUAUUUCCUAUUUUGGCAGCACACCAAAGUAGUGCACCAAAUCAAAAUGGCGUUAAGACAAAAAACGUGUGGCACUAAUGUUUGAGUUUACCCGAUUUUAAAAUAAGCUCCGGCUGCUUAAUCAACUAAAAAUACAGCUGCAGGCUUAACAGCGCAACCUUAUAUACCUACUCAGAAGCUUCAGUGAGCUCAGUAGGACUUACUCCCAAAUAAGGUUGCAGUCUAAAUAAAUCUGUUUAGGCCGCAGUACUACACACGACUGCUGGCAGUACGUCCCAUUGUACUCAAAAGACGUGAGUGGACACAUAAUAGGGUUUGCACUGUUACUCAGGGCAAAUUAAUGACAAACAGAUUUAACCUACCAGGUAGAUUUCUUGCAACUGUGCUGAAAAGAAACUGCUCCAAUGUAUGUGGUCAAUUCUUCCCUUCAUCUGUCUUCAACUUGACAGCACCCACCAGAGCCUUCUGUCCACCUUUAUUUGUGAAACAUAAAAGCACAUUGCCUUUGGUAUAUUUACUGAUGUAGGCGAGGCAGGAUGUAGGAUAUCCUUGUAUUUCAUCAAGAGGCAAUUGUCUGAAACAAGUAUUUUCACAUUUUUCUUCCUGGUGCCAUAGACCGUGUAUCAGUGGCUAGAUUAGCCUUCUGUACUGGCUGGGGUGCAUAGAAGCGAUAGUCCAAAACACCUGCAAGGCACCAGCUUGGGGAAGGCUGAGCUAGGUGUAUUAAGACCACUUCAUGUAUUGUAAUUUUAGAUUAAGACUUCAUCACUAUGCAUGAGCAUGUCUUCCAUGCAGCAUUUCCAUAGUCAGGGUGUGUGCAUGCAUAUGUACUUCACAUCAUACGGUUCGUAGUGUAUUUUCUGCCCUAAAAAUACAUUCACUGCAGAGAGGUAGGUAAUGUUCAGCUGAAAUAGCAUUCAACCUACUUCUCAUUAUGCAUGGGGAACAAGGAUACAAAUAUAGGCAUGUGUCUGUGAAACAGAUAAUAGCAGACUUUCUGCAUUACUAGGAUUAAAUUCUGGAAGAAACGGCUGUUGGUGCAAAGUGGGCAUCUUAACAUUUGUUGUUAUUCUUUAGUAGUUUGUAAUUCUGCUAUGGUUGAGCAUGCACAAAACAUUCAAGAUUUACUGAAUUAGUUCUGUUUAAGGGAGCAAUUGAUUAGUGUCCUCCUCUUCCCCACCUUUUAUUUUUCCAGGCAAGGCUCUGUUUGUUCCAGGCUGUUCGCUCCGUCCUGGCUAAUGGAAUGAAGCUUCUAGGAAUCACACCUGUCAAUAAAAUGUAA
Podarcis lilfordi (Lilford's wall lizard) is the source of this 21513-nucleotide messenger RNA. The record is from the annotation of a GenBank genome assembly. NCBI's taxonomy places the organism in Eukaryota, Metazoa, Chordata, Lepidosauria, Squamata, Lacertidae.